Messenger RNA from Pseudogymnoascus verrucosus, 1526 nucleotides. RefSeq lists its product as uncharacterized. Bases 485 to 1315 code for a protein of 276 amino acids. The transcript is spliced from 2 exons. Lineage: Eukaryota; Fungi; Ascomycota; Leotiomycetes; Thelebolales; Thelebolaceae. The record is from RefSeq and is a predicted model, not a curated record.
CUAUGUACAACCCAAAUCCCAGCCUGACGGAGGAUAUAAAUCCUUUCCUUGUGGACAACUCAGCCUCAGUCUCUCAGCCUCGAGCUGAAAGAAUUGCGGGGACGGUCUAGACCCUUUCUACGUCAUUGAUAGGUACACCGGCCCGCGAAUGAGAGCCUGCCAGCCUUGUGUCUGCCGAGCGGCACAUCGUAGAGUGCUGACUUACAAUAACCACUAUUAUCAAGGUUAUGCGGAGGUGUUUCAGAGAGACCAGCUGGAGUGAUAGGGAAUUGAGUUUAAGCAUUGCGGAGUGGCUAACGGCGAGGCAUUUCAACUCCGUAUCCGUGGCCUUUGUCUUCGGGGAGGACGCCAGAGUCUCACUGCAUUUACCCCUCGCCGAAUGACGCAUCCAGCAACCAUCAACACCACCACAUAAAAAGGCGACCAGCGCACAACCGUAUCCCCCAUUCCAAAGACCCCAUCUCCUCCUUCACCAAAAUCAAUAAUGGCUCCAACCCCGCCACCCUCCUCCGUCCUCACAGCCUUCUCCCUCACCACCCCCCCAACCCCCCUCCCCGGCGGCCAAAACACCUCCUUCCUCAGCGGCACCACAGUCCUCAAACACAUCCCUCCCACCCCCACCUCCGAAGCAGAAUGGACAUCCCACACCCUCUCCCUCCUCCCUCCCUCCCCCCACUUCACCAUCCCCACCCCCCUCCUUGCCUCAACCGGCUCCUACGUCCACGAGAACUGGACCGCAACCACCUUCUACCCCGGCACAGCCCACCCCGUCGGCCAUUGGGACGCCCUAUUCUCAGCAGCGCGGCACUUCCACGCCUCUCUCGACGGGAUCCCAAGGCCGGACUUUCUGCGCAAACGCACGCAUCCGUGGGCAAGGGCUGAUGGCGUCGCGUGGGGUGAGGAGUCCGUCGAUAUCGUUCCGGCUCUGGCACCGCUGUAUUCGCGCCUCGUAUCUCUACGCAAGGAAGUGGGCGUAGUGAUAGCGCAGCUCGUGCACGGGGAUUUAAGCGGGAACAUCCUCUUUUCUGACGACAAGCCUCCCGUGAUUAUCGAUUUCUCUCCCUUCUAUCGAUGCGUUGAUUACGCCGUCGCGAUCGCUGUUGUAGACGGGAUUGCGGAUUUCGGGGAGGGAGAGGAAGAGGUCUUAGGCGCUUCCGGGCUGGGGACGGGGAGACAUGCGGUGCAGAUGCUAGUUCGGGCUCUGUUGUUUAGAGUCGUGGCGAGGAGUGAGCUUGUGGGUGUUAUGGGGGAGGUGGGGGCGAGGGAGAUGAGGGGGUUUGAGAGGGUGAUGGGGGUUAUUGAGAAGUAUGUCUGAUGAGGGGGUUAUGGGAGCUGGGGGGGGGGUAUGGAUUUGUGUUGUGAGAACGCCUGAUUGAGAAGCCGAGGAAUUAUGGGAUUUCUACCAUGUCACGUCACUGCACACGCUAGAAAGGGAUAAUUGCAAACACAAGAUAUAGCUGUCAAUAAAUGGUCUAGAAAUUGCAUAUCCACAUCCAACCAGGACCAAAAACACAAAUCACAAAAAU